UUCUUUAUCAUAUUUUGUGUUGACAACACUGGUAUCAUUUGAUUACAUGUUGACAUAAACAUAAAGUGACAUUAGUUUGUCAUUCUGCGACCAUGGCGGCGGCACUGCUGUCAAAUAGGAAAUUUGAUAAAUUCAUUCAUAAUCAUAUAAAACUUAAUAGAUCAUUUUGUAACAUUAAAUCAGUAGUAUUAAAUAAACCGCAGUUUAGUAUUAUAUGUAAACAAUGUGCUUCGGCUAGUUCAUAUAGGUACUAUUCAUCAUCUUCUCCAAACAAUGCAGCUGGAUCUGAUACAGCAAAAAAUGUUUUGGCGGCGGUGCUGGCAAACAAGCCAAAAACUGGAAAAAUUCCAGUUGGUAUCCAAAAGAGAGACUGCUUUCACCCAGGUGCCUCUGUUUUGUCCCGUGAAGAUAUUAACUUGGGUGAUGCAAAACCUGUUUCCGGAAUGGACAUGAUACGGGGCAUGAUGGAGUAUGUCUGGCCAAGGGAUAAUGCCAUGAUCAGAAACCGAGUGAUGCUGUCGCUCUCUCUCCUGUUUGGUGCGAAGGUGAUGAAUGUCUCCGUUCCCUUCUUAUUCAAGUAUGCAGUGGAUGAGGUUAACCACGUAGCCACCACACCAGCGGGUGAUGCAUUGUUGGGAAUGGCGACUGUACCACAAGCUUUGGGCACAACGGCCUUCAGUUUAUUGGUCGGAUAUGGUAUCGCCCGCGCCACCGCGGCAGGUUUCAAUGAGCUGCGUAACGCGGUGUUUGCGAAGGUGGCGCAGCACUCCAUACGUAGGCUGGCCUGCAAUGUCUUCACCCAUCUGCACAACCUCGACCUCAGCUUCCAUCUCGGCAGACAAACUGGAGCUCUAUCUAAGACUAUAGACCGAGGCUCGCGGGCCAUCAACUUUGUGUUAUCGGCGAUGGUGUUCAAUGUUGUGCCGACGAUAUUCGAGCUCGCUUUAGUAUCCUCCAUAUUGGGUCUCAAAGGGGGUUUCGCAUUUGCAGGCGUGGCGUUCAGUUGUGUGGGAGUGUACGCGUUGUUCACGUUGGCGGUGACGCAAUGGCGCACCAAGUUCCGCGUGCACAUGAACAGGGCCGAGAACGAGGCCGGCAACAAGGCUGUCGAUUCACUCAUCAACUACGAAACUGUUAAAUACUUCAACAACGAGAAAUACGAACUAGAAAAAUACGACCAGAGUCUCAAGAAGUAUGAGGAUGCGUCUUUAAAGACCGCGUCCAGUUUGGCGGCGCUCAACUUCGGUCAGCACGCGAUCUUCAGCGGUGGUCUCAGCAUCAUCAUGAUCAUGGCCGCCAAGGAGAUAGCACAAGGUAACAUGACAGUGGGUGACCUGGUGAUGGUGAACGGGCUGCUGUUCCAGCUGUCCAUUCCCCUGGGCUUCCUGGGCUCGGUGUACCGCGAGGUGCGGCAGGCGCUCAUCGACAUGCAGACAAUGUUCACUCUCAUGACAGUGCAGUCCAGGAUCAAGGAAAAGGCGAAGGCUCCUCUCCUGAAUGUGACGGCGCAGACAGCCAGCAUUGAGUUCAAGGAUGUGAGCUUCAAGUACAUCAAUGGCAAACCCAUCUUCAACAACCUCAGCUUCUCCAUACCACCUGGCAAGAAGAUCGGGAUUGUCGGCGGCUCUGGAAGCGGCAAGUCGACGAUGGUGCGACUACUGUUCCGGUUCUUUGAGCCACAGUCCGGACAGAUCUCUAUCGCGGGACAGAACAUCAAGGAUCUGGAUCUGACCAGUUUAAGAAGAGCUAUUGCCAUCGUUCCACAGGACUGCGUGCUGUUCCACGACACGAUCUUCCACAACUUGCACUACGGAGACCUGAGCCGCCCGCACCAGGAUGUGUACACAGCCAGCAACAUGGCCGAGCUCCACAACUCUGUCGUCACCUGGCCCAAGGGGUACGAGACCCAGGUGGGAGAGCGCGGGCUGAAGCUGUCCGGGGGAGAGAAGCAGCGAGUGGCGAUAGCCCGAGCCAUACUCAAGGACUCGCCCAUCAUCGUCUUUGAUGAGGCCACCUCCAGCCUCGACUCCAUCACUGAAAGUGCGAUCCUUCAGGCUCUGAAGGCGGCGACAGUGGGCAGGACUUCCAUCUGCAUCGCGCAUCGUCUCUCCACAGUAGCAGACGCUGACGAGAUCCUGGUGCUGGAGAACGGCAGCAUCACAGACCGCGGCACUCACGCUGACCUGCUCGGCAGACAGAACUCGCUCUACAGACGUCUCUGGGACAAGCAGAACAGGGACAAGUGAACACACGCGGCUCUACUUGCACUGCUCAUCUACA
Papilio machaon (common yellow swallowtail) is the source of this 2280-nucleotide messenger RNA. RefSeq names its product iron-sulfur clusters transporter ABCB7, mitochondrial (gene ABCB7). Gene Ontology annotation, biological process: transmembrane transport; intracellular iron ion homeostasis. Gene Ontology annotation, cellular component: mitochondrial inner membrane. The record is from RefSeq and is a predicted model, not a curated record. Gene Ontology annotation, molecular function: ATP hydrolysis activity; ATP binding; ABC-type transporter activity. Lineage: Eukaryota; Metazoa; Arthropoda; Insecta; Lepidoptera; Papilionidae. The transcript has 14 exons. The coding region runs from base 93 to 2246 and encodes 717 amino acids.